CUCUGGCUGCAAACUUUGGACCAAUCAGAAAGCAGCUCUGACUUCCUACAGCAGGAGCGACACAAGUCGACCUGGAGCGCUUUAUCUACACACUCUCAGCUUUAAACCAACCCUAACUAUGUCUCUUUCACGUCCGGUGACACACGAGACAGCCCGCUGAUGUGCUGUUAAAGGGAACGGUCUUUUUCCGAGUGAUGACAAUGUUGGGUAUGUACGUGCCGGACAGAUUCUCUCUGAAACCGUCAAACGUCCAGGAUGGGAUCGGUCUGUACACGGCGAGGCGGGUGAAAAAGGGAGAGAAGUUUGGUCCUUUUGCUGGUGAGAGAAAGCUUCCCAGUGAGCUGGACGAUGGCUCCGACACCAGGCUGAUGUGGGAGGUUCGUGGCAGUAAAGGCGAUGUGUUGUAUAUUCUGGACGCGAGUAAUCCUCGCCAUGCCAACUGGCUGCGGUUUGUCCAUCAGGCGCCUUCACAGGAGCAGAAGAACUUGGCAGCCAUUCAGGAUGGAGAGAACAUCUUCUACCUGGCUGUGGAUGACAUAGAGACAGACACAGAGCUGCUGAUUGGCUACUUGGACAGUGAUAUGGAAGAAGAGGAGGAAGAAGAGGAAGAAGUCAUUAAAGAUGAAGAUGAGAACAGUAAAGAGGCCAAGCAUCUUGUAGAAAUGGAGCUUGUAAUAAAGGAGGAGGACCACCCCUGCCUGCUGUGUGAGAGCAGCUUUCCCAGUGAGGAGAUCCUGGCUGCCCACCUGCAGAGCCUGCACCAGAGGCCCAGCACGGAGGAGAAGGAGUUCAAGUGCAGGAACUGUGGCAAGAGGUUCCCCAUCAAACAAGCCCUGCAGCGCCAUGUUUUGCAUUGUUCCGAGUCACUCGAUCCAUCAGCUGACUCUAAAGCUCACCAGUGUUCCAUCUGCCACAACACCUUCGGCUCUGAAUCCAGUUUUGAGCAGCAUAAGGAAGCCUGUAAAGGAGACGCCAGGUUCAUAUGUAAAGCAGAAAGCUGUGGGAAAAGAUUCAAAAGCAAGGAUGCUCUAAAGAAGCAUAAAGGCAGUGUGCAUGCAGGAAGUGCACGGCGGAAGCUCACAUGCACCAUCUGCAACAGAAAAUGCGCCUCCACUCUGAAUCUUCAGGAACACAGGAAGAUACAUGAAAUAUAUGAGUGCCAUGCAUGUGACAAGAAGUUCAUCUCCACCAACCAGCUUAAACGCCAUAUGAUCACACACUCUGAGAAGCGACCGUACACCUGUGAGAUUUGCAGCCGUUCCUUCAAACGCCUGGACCAAGUCACGGCCCACAAGAUCAUCCACAGUGAGGAUAAACCAUACAAAUGUAAGCUGUGUGGGAAAGAGUUUGCCCAUCGCAACGUCUACAAGAAUCACAAGAAGACGCACUCGGAGGAAAGGCCUUUUCAGUGUGAGGAGUGCAAGGCGCUGUUUCGUACCCCUUUUUCCCUACAGCGCCACCUACUCAUCCACAACAGUGAGAGGACAUUCAAGUGUGACCAGUGUGAUGCCACCUUUAAGAGGAAGGACACGCUCAACGUGCACAUCCAGGUGGUGCACGACGGCCACAAGAAGUACAAGUGUGACCUGUGCGAGAAGGCCUUCGUCACACCCUCCGUCCUCAAGAGCCACAAGAAGACUCACACGGGGGAGAAGGAGAAGAUCUGCCCUUACUGCGGACAAAAGUUUGCCAGCAACGGCACGCUGAGAGUCCACAUCCGCAGCCACACAGGUGAGCGUCCAUACCAGUGCCCCUACUGCGACAAAGCUUUCAGCAAGAAUGACGGCCUGAAGAUGCACAUCCGGACUCACACUCGGGAGAAGCCCUACAAAUGCAACGAAUGCAACAAGGCCUUCAGCCAGAAACGAGGACUGGAUGAGCACAUGAGGACACACACCGGAGAGAAGCCCUUCCAGUGUGACGUGUGCGACCUCUCCUUCAGCCUGAAAAAGAUGCUCAGCAGACAUAAGCUGACGCACAACCCCAACCGGCCCAUGGCCGAGUGCCAGCUGUGCCAUAAGAAGUUCACCAGGAACGACUACCUCAAAGUGCACAUGGAGAACGUCCACGGGGAGACGGAGAGCUAGAGCCAGUUACAGGAACACAAAUCAGAUCCCGGAGAUAAAGUUCUGCCUUGUGUACCAGAGUACACGCUGCAUAUACAGAUGGAUUGAUAGCAGAAACGAUGUUAUUAACGGUAGAUGCGUGUGGAAUAUGGGAAGCAUUAAGGCAAGCAUGUUAAAAUCAGAACAUAGACCCUACAUGUGUCAUUUUUUUUCCUUCCACCGUCCCAUUCAUGCAUUGUUUUUGAUGUCCAACAAACAGAUUCCCAGAUGUUUGAUCUGCCUCUGGAGCCGCUGUGUCUGAACACAGAAAGUCUUAGAUUUCACUUCUAGUCGUAACUGAACAGAACGUCUCAACCCCACUUCCUUUAUUGUUGUCUGAAAGUUAUUCCUAGGUUUGUGUCCCGAAGCCAAACGUUAAAGCAAAACCGGUAACGUAAAAAUAAACCCUUUAGGAUGAUUUUACUCCACCAGCGUGUUUUUGUUCUUUUACACCUGUUCUUAAGAAACCCCACACGUCCUGAGAUGUACUAAGUUAUUUUUGUCGGCUUGUAUUUAUGUAAUGUGGCAGGAUUGUCAAGCUACCAGCUCCGUAAUCAGAAACUGCAGCUUUUGUUUACAUUGCAGAGAACCUGUUAGGGAUACAGUUGAUUUAAUCGGACUCAAACACCACACGAUGUCGGCCUGCUGUAGGGAUUUGCUCCUGAAGCUCCAUCGUUAACUUAGGAUAAAUAAUUCAGCAACUCUUUUAUUUCCGGUAGUUUUUUCAAAGCUUUCUUUCAAAUACAAACCAAAGAAGUGCUUCUGUUAGUGUUUAGAAGUGUGUGUUUUUCGUGGCUGGUGUGUUUACAUAGUUUAACUGUAAUUGCUGUUCAAUACAGAGUUUUUAUGUUGAA
Molecule: messenger RNA, 2959 nt
Organism: Nothobranchius furzeri (turquoise killifish)
Lineage: Eukaryota; Metazoa; Chordata; Actinopteri; Cyprinodontiformes; Nothobranchiidae
Gene: prdm5
Product: PR domain containing 5
Biological process (GO): regulation of transcription by RNA polymerase II
Cellular component (GO): nucleus
Molecular function (GO): DNA-binding transcription factor activity, RNA polymerase II-specific; RNA polymerase II transcription regulatory region sequence-specific DNA binding; protein binding
Source: RefSeq, a predicted model, not a curated record